This is a messenger RNA of Impatiens glandulifera, 2847 nucleotides long. RefSeq names its product FT-interacting protein 3-like. NCBI's taxonomy places the organism in Eukaryota, Viridiplantae, Streptophyta, Magnoliopsida, Ericales, Balsaminaceae. The record is from RefSeq and is a predicted model, not a curated record. The transcript has 2 exons. The coding region runs from base 301 to 2631 and encodes 776 amino acids.
AUUCUUACAACAAUCUUCAUUUCCGCCUUUUUUUUCUCUCUCUAGAUUUCACUUUCACUUUUCUCUUUCUUCCAUCUCCGGCGAUCCAUCUCCGGCGAUUCCAUCUCCGGCGACGUCGCCGUUCAUCUCUCCGUCUCUGUUAGCUCCGAUCAAAACGAGCUCCACAUUCUCACUCAUUUCAACAGCUCGUUCCGUCUGCAGUCGGUUUCCGAAGCCUCAGGUUAAUCGUUGCUUUGAGUUUGUCAAGGGAUCUUAGAACCCUAGGUUUUGUUUGUUUCUUCUUUUCAUCAGAAAAGUAAGAUGCAGAGGCCUCCGGCUGAGGAUUUCUCUUUGAAGGAGACCAAUCCACAUCUAGGAGGUGGAAAAUUCUCCGGUGAAAAGCUGACAAGCACCUAUGACUUAGUUGAGCAGAUGCAAUAUCUCUAUGUUCGUGUUGUUAAGGCCAGGGAUUUACCAAGUAAGGAUGUAACCGGUAGUUGUGAUCCCUAUGUUGAAAUUAAGCUUGGAAAUUACAAAGGUACAACUCGUCAUUUCGAGAAGAAAAACAAUCCUGAAUGGAAUCAGGUCUUUGCAUUCUCGAAAGAUCGUCUUCAAGCUUCAAUUCUCGAAGUAAUUGUUAAGGAUAAGGAUUUCGUGAAGGAUGAUUUUAUGGGAAGAGUUUGGUUCGAUCUCAAUGAGGUCCCGAAGAGAAUACAGCCUGAUAGUCCUUUGGCACCACAGUGGUAUAGGAUAGAAGAUAAGAACGGUAGUAAGUUUAAAGGGGAGAUUAUGUUAGCUGUUUGGAUGGGAAAUCAAGCUGAUGAGGCAUUUCCCGAAGCUUGGCAUUCGGAUGCUGCAGCCAUUAGUGGCGUUGAUGGACUUGCGAAUAUCCGAUCCAAAGUUUACCUUUCUCCUAAACUAUGGUAUCUUAGGGUUAACGUAAUCGAGGCUCAGGAUUUAAUCCCUGGCGAUAAAACUAGAUUUCCCGAAGUUUUUGUUAAAGUCAUUCUCGGGAAUCAAGCUUUAAGAACUAGGAUUUCGACCAGCAAGACUAUAAACCCAAUGUGGAACGAGGAUUUGAUGUUUGUAGUUGCUGAGCCUUUCGAAGAACCUUUGGUUUUAAGUGUCGAAGAUAGGAUCGCACCAAACAAGGAAGACAUCUUGGGGAGAUGCGCGAUCCCUCUUCAGUAUGUUGACAGGCGUUUGGAUAACAAAGCCGUGAACUCAAAAUGGUAUACUAUCGAGAAGCAUGUUGUUAUUACGGAGGGUGACAAGAAGAAGGAGGUGAAAUUCUCGAGCAGGUUACAUAUGAGAAUCUGCUUGGAAGGUGGUUAUCAUGUCUUGGACGAAUCGACCCAUUAUAGUAGCGAUCUAAGGGCUACUGCCAAACAGUUAUGGAAGUCAAACAUUGGAGUUCUCGAAUUGGGUAUUUUAAGUGCGGUCGGUCUGUCUCCCAUGAAGACGAAGGAUGGACGUCCGACUACAGACGCUUAUUGUGUUGCGAAAUACGGGCAGAAGUGGAUUCGAACGAGGACGAUCAUUGACAACUUCACGCCUAGAUGGAACGAGCAGUAUACGUGGGAGGUUUUUGAUCCGUGCACGGUUUUAACUAUAGGCGUUUUCGACAACUGUCACAUUCAAGGUGGAGGAGAUAAAAACGGAACUCCGAGGGAUUCGAGGAUCGGAAAGGUGAGAAUUCGUCUUUCCACGUUGGAAACCGAUCGGGUCUACACUCAUUCGUAUCCGCUCCUGGUUUUGCAUCCGUCGGGUGUGAAGAAAAUGGGCGAGAUUCAGUUGGCGAUGCGGUUUACUUGUGCGUCUCUACUGAACAUGAUGCAUAUGUACUCAAUGCCGUUGCUACCGAAAAUGCAUUAUCUUCAUCCGUUGACUAUUAGUCAACUGGAUAACUUGAGGCAUCAGGCGACUCAGAUCGUCUCGAUGAGGCUGAGUCGAGCCGAGCCUCCUCUGAGGAAAGAGGUGGUUGAGUACAUGCUGGAUGUUGGUUCCCACAUGUGGAGCAUGAGGAGGAGUAAGGCAAACUUUUUCCGCAUUAUGGGUGUGUUAAGCGGGAUAGUUGCGGUUGGGAAAUGGUUCGAUCAGAUAUGUAAUUGGAAGAACCCGAUUACAUCGGUUUUGAUUCAUAUUCUGUUUACUAUACUAGCUCUUUACCCGGAGCUGAUUUUGCCGACGAUUUUUCUUUACCUUUUCUUGAUCGGAAUUUGGUACUAUAGGUGGAGGCCGAGACAUCCUCCUCACAUGGACACGCGUUUGUCUUGCGCUGAUAACGCCUAUCCGGACGAGCUGGACGAGGAAUUCGAUACGUUUCCGACUUCUCGUCCGAAUGAUAUUGCGCGGAUGAGGUAUGAUCGGUUGAGGAGUAUAGCUGGGAGGAUUCAGACGGUUGUUGGUGAUAUGGCUACACAAGGGGAGAGGUUUCAGUCGUUGCUGAGCUGGCGUGACCCGAGAGCCACAUCGUUGUUUGUUAUGUUCUGUUUGCUUGCAGCUGUGGUGCUGUACGUGACGCCUUUUCAGGUGGUGGCGCUGCUUUCGGGUUUUUAUGUGUUGAGACACCCGAGGUUUCGUCACAGGCUUCCUAGUGUUCCGAUAAAUUUCUUCAGGAGGUUGCCCGCCCGAAACGACUGUAUGCUGUGAGAGGUAUGGUAUGGCUUUCUUUUCGUGUUUUGGUUUUGGAUAUGGUUUUAAAAAGAGAAUGUAGACUCAUAUAACUUGUGUUGUUUUUCACCUUGUGGGGAUUGUUUUAUUUGUUUAAUUUUUAUUUUGUAAUGGGAGGUAGUAUGGUUAUGACUUAUGAUGUUUAAUUGUAGACCCUUUGUGGUAAAUUAGUACCCUCUUAUAGUUGGAAUGAAA